AUCAUAUUGGGCGUUGCCCAGUGAGCUAUAAAAUCCUGAAGCGUCUUCCAGUGAGCCCCUGCACUCUUCACUGAAUCUCAAACUCCAGUUUCUGCCUCUUUGUGACCUGAACUCUCCUCUGCAGCCAUGACUGAGUUAGAGAACUGCAUGGAGUCCCUGAUCACCAUCUUCCAUCGCUAUGCCGAUGAAGACGGAGAUGGACAGACCUUGAGCAAGAAGGAACUGAGCAAACUAAUAGAGACAGAGUUGCCCACCUUCCUGAAGGCUCAGAACAACCCCAAGGUCGUGGACGAGAUCAGGAAUGAUCUGGACCUAAACGGAGAUUCUAAGGUGGAGUUUCAAGAGUUUCUUUCCCUCGUCGUCGGCCUCUCAAUAGCCUGUGAGAAGUGCUUCGUGCUCCAUUCACAGAAGAAGGGAAAGAAGUGAUGUUGAGUGAGAUCCUUGUGUAGCACAUGUGCGUGCCAGAUUAUCAAGUAAAAACUGCCUGUGACAAGA
Molecule: messenger RNA, 495 nt
Organism: Pseudoliparis swirei
Lineage: Eukaryota; Metazoa; Chordata; Actinopteri; Perciformes; Liparidae
Gene: s100a10b
Product: S100 calcium binding protein A10b
Exons: 3
Coding region: 127-426 (99 amino acids)
Cellular component (GO): cytoplasm
Molecular function (GO): calcium ion binding
Source: RefSeq, a predicted model, not a curated record